Messenger RNA from Anopheles marshallii, 1395 nucleotides. RefSeq lists its product as uncharacterized. The transcript has a single exon. The record is from RefSeq and is a predicted model, not a curated record. The coding region runs from base 1 to 1395 and encodes 464 amino acids. NCBI's taxonomy places the organism in Eukaryota, Metazoa, Arthropoda, Insecta, Diptera, Culicidae.
AUGGCAGAGCUAAAUAGAGCGAAAUGGAAAUGUAUCGCCAUUGUGAGCGUGAUGAUGAUUUGUGCUUGUGAGGCAAAGAGUGUCUCCGACGACACAGUAGAGUUGGAUGUGGGGUACAAGCUGGAACCGUUAGCAUACGAUGCGGUGGUUGACGAUGAAGUUCCAGGAGUUUUAGAACUGCACAGCUCGCUGCAACCAUUCACCAUUCCGCGCAAACAAAGAGACAAGAGACACACCAAACAUCAGAUAUUAGAGUCUGCCGGGUUGAUCAGCCACUUUCGGUCCAGUGGCCGAGUAUCGAACCGUGCGAAACGCCACACAGAAGCAGAGCUCACCUCCACGGAAAAACAGCAGACAGCUCGUGAAGAUGUAGCCGUGGCAGAGAAGCAAACCAUGAACGCACCACCGCACAAAUCGUCCGAAUUCCAGGCGAAAGUGGUACGCGAGGAAAGCGACUCCGAUGGCGAGGAGUCCAUGUUCAUCCAGGAAGGUAUAAAGUCGCGUGCGCCAAGGGUCAACUUUGUGACACAGCAAACGAAAGGAGGAAGUGGCGUGUCCUCGUCGGAAUCUCGCGACACGGCGAGCAAUAAGUUGAUACGGGAGUUGUACCGUAAACCGCUGACGAGCAUCAACUAUGAGCGUUCCCUGCCCCGCACGUACGAUUCGUACAUGGCCACAUCGCAAUCACCAAUGUAUCCCCGAGUGUACAAUAAGUAUGAUUCGUUUCAUCACGACAUGAUGAAUCGGAUGCAUCCUCCGGCACCGCAUCGGUACGAUCAUUACUACGAACGGCGGCAGGAUGUGGAAAACGAUUCGUACUUCCCACGGUACAAAUAUCCUUACUAUUACUACUAUCCGGACAGGCGGUAUGACGUGCCCCUGUACUACCGCGAUCGCAACUACCUGUACACGAACGAGAUCGAGCAACCAUCACACGGCUUCCCAAUGUACAACGUGCCGUUCCCAGCGACUGUGAUGCGCCCUGCCGCUCCCGCUCUGCGCAAUCGUCGGAUAAUCUAUUUUGCCACCUUGCCGGAAAUAGUUCGUACCCAUCCGAAGCAACCCUACAACCAACGGCUGUACCAAGGGCAUCGAUACGAACCUUAUAAUACGCGAGCGCCCCAAACGAUUGCCCCAAGCACGUACAAAGAUGCUCGACCGCCGAAAAGCGACGACAAAGGUGACAAGUACGUGAGCUCGAAACCGAUCAAAAUUGUUCGCGAAACAAAUGGAGCGGCCAAUAAAACAUAUUUGCAUCGAGACUUGCCAGACGACAAGAGCGAACAGCAACAGCAGCAGCAAAGAAGCUGGAGUAACAUCAAAGAACCGAACCGGUCAACGUUUGGGCAGAGAAAUCCAUUCCUCGGAAUGAGGGGAUUGUUUUUGCAAAAAUAA